GACGCUGCGCCGAUCCGCCUGUCGACCUUGUGCUCCAACCUUCCCUCACUUGUGAACAAGCCCCCGAGAUACUUCAACUCUUCCACCUGGGGCAAGACCUUGCUCUCACCCUUUUUUGAUUGAGAACAGUAGCCUCAGAUUUGGAGCUGCAGAGUUUCAUCCCAGAACCUUCACACUCAGUUGUAACCCACCCCAGUAAAUGCUGAAGGUCACAGCCUGAUAGGGCCAUCAGGACUACAUCGUCUGUGAAUAGCACAGAUGAGAUUCUUGAGUCUGACCGGCAUCCUCCCUCUCCAUCUAAUCCAACUCAUCACCAGGUGGUGAUCAGUUGACAGCUCAGCCCCUCUCUUCACCCGCAUGCCCAGAACAUGCGGACACGGGUCUGAUAAUACGACUACAGAGUCGAUCACAGACUUGUGGCUUAGGGUGACAUGGUGAAAGGUGCACUUGUGGACAUCCUUACGUUCGAACAUGGUGUCUGUUAUGGACAAACUGUGGUUCGCACAUAAGUCCAAUCACAUUACACCACAUGGGUUCAGAUCAGGGAGGCUGUUCCUCCUAGUCACGCCCCUCCAGGUCCCACUGUCAUUUCCCGCAUGGUUGUUGAACUCUCCCAGUAGAACUACGGAGUCACCAGCAGGGGUGCUCUCCAGCACCCUUCUGAUGCUGUUUGGCGCAUUCGCACAAAUGACAGUCAGGACCCUUUCCCCAACCUGAAGGCGUAGGGAAGUGACCCUUUCGUUCACAGGGGCUGACUCCAACACAGAGGCACCGAGCCUGGGGGGCUAAUAAUAAGCCCACACCAGCUCCCCGCCUCUCCCCUGCGGCACCUCCGGAGUUGAACAAGGUCCAGCCCCUCUCGAGUUAGGGUCGAGGUGAGUCCGGCCAAGAACUAGCUUUGUCCUUUGAAGGCCACGUCGCCCAGGCGUCCGCCCACGACCGCCACCCAAUAUGCACUGGACGGGACCCUUAUGCUUGUCCCCGCAUGUGCUGUGUCUACGGGAGGAGAUCCCGUUCGGCUCCUUGUGGCAACAACAUAGUUCCUAGGAACACUCGUGCACUCAAACUCCUCUACCACAAUAAGCUUCUAAGAUGUGCCCUGGAAAGCAGCGAGGACAAGUUAGAACAAUGCGUGGAGCACAUCAUGAAGGAGAAGAAGGUCAAAGUGCAGAGUAAUCCCCUGUUCAAGGAGAGUCUGCACACCUCUCUGCUGCAGAUAACAGGAUACAAACGCCUGUAUGCGUCCGUGGAAGACACCAGGAAGGAAGUGUUCAGCUCGAACAACCAAGAGCACGAGGCCAUGCUGCUCAAGCUUUGGGAGCUACUCAUGCCGAGCGUCAAGCUGGAGUCCAGAGUAACCAAGCAGUGGGGAGACAUAGGCUUCCAAGGGGAUGACCCCAAGACCGACUUCAGAGGAAUGGGCAUGCUGGGCCUCAUUAACCUCCUUUUCUUCAGUCAAAACUACACAGACGCAGCACGGAUGGUGUUGUCUCACGCUAACCAUCCUAAACUGGGGUACUCAUAUGCCAUCGUUGGCAUCAACCUGACGGAGAUGGCCUACAGCCUCCUGAAGAGCGGCGCUCUCAAAGCUCAUUUCUACAACACAGUGCCGGGCACGCCUCAGCUACGACAUUUUCUUCAAUUUUACUGCUACCUGGCGUUUGAGUUUGACAAAUUCUGGAUCGCAGAGGAACCCGAAAGCAUCAUGCUGUUCAAUCAGUACAGAGAAAAAUUCCAUGACAUGGUGCAGACCCAGCUAAAGGACCCUGAUGUGUCUCUCACGCUCUAAUCCAGCUAACAACUAACGCUUAACACCGGGAAGGAAGCACAAACCUCGGGGAAAAAACCCUGUAUUCCAAGUCGAUGUAGACGUGGCGGUGAGUGGUUUGUGACAAUUUGAGCUCUUUUAAUGAGCCAGCAGCCGCAUUGCUAUGUGGGUCCAAAGACUCUUAGAAAAAUGUUAAAUCAUGUUAACACUUUAAGUUCAGCUCAGGAUUUUGAUAUUUAUGUCCUUAAUAAUGUGACAAAUGCUUGUUUUGUUUAACGCGUCCACUCUAAUGUACUGACUUAAACAAUUAAACACACACACACACACACACACUGACGUUUGCUGUGAACAUGUAGAAUAAGCACACUUGCACGUGUGAAACAGGUUAAAUAUAUACAUUGAUAUAUUUAGGAUGCAUAUAAACAUGUAGUACAUUACACCAUAGGGCACCAUGAGUACUUCAGCUGCUUUAAGAGUGAACUUUGGGCAGUUUGUCUUGUUAAAGUGCAGUUUUCCAGGUGGGCUUCUUUACACUUAACAUUAGGCACACCUGCACAAUUGAACAUUAGUCAGUAAAAAAAAAAAACAACCUUGUUUAUGCAUAUGCUAAAUACAGCCACAAUAAUGACCAUGUUAAAUUCAUGUCAGUCAAAAGCUAUUACAGUCACACAGUGCUGUGGGAUGGCCUCAUACUGUAUGUAUUUAAGAGGACUUAAUAGCUAAAAUAGCAAAAAAAAAUGGCUCCUCCGCCCCUGCAGGUGUACCUAAUAUAGCGCUCAGUGCGUUCCCUCCACCAUUAGGCUCAGUUAGCAGCCUCAAACCUCUUCUUGGUGACCAUCAUGCCUCGCUUUAUUUGCUCAAAGGAGACGAACAUCACGAUGUUCCACGAGCCCAGCCUCAGGAAGGAUGGCACAAAGCUAAACAAUAAAAUAAAAAGUUAUGUGAUUGGUGAAAGUUCACACAAAAAAACAUGACAAGAGUGAGCGCUCACCCCUUGUAGAAAGCUGUGGGCCCCUCUUUGGUCAACAUGGUCCAGGCGCAGUUGACAGCGCUCCUGUACUGACCCGGCGGCGAGUUCAUGUACCUGGUCUUCACCACGUCCACCGGGGAGGCGAUCACCGUGGUAACAAAGCCGGCUCCGAAGGCGGACACGAAGUGACACGGAAGAUUGUCUGCGCAAAUUGUCAUAUCAGCACUUUGUAUGGACGAUUGUGUUAUCAGCUGGAGGGACAGUGGGUGUGUGGGCCCUCAGCCAAUCAGCAAUCAGUAUAUAUGUGUGCGUGUGCGCUCACCUGACAUGAGCUUGUGUCGCAGGAUGGCCUCUUUGAUGAGGUCAUAGGUCACCAGCUCUGUGCAGUUGACCAGUGCGUUCCUCGUGAUGUUGGGCAGCGUUCCUGCACAAGACAUUUAACAUUUUUAUUUUUUUGUUACAAAAUAUUAAAUAUAACAAUAAGACUGGUAUUGUAAUAUAUUUCAAAUGCUUUUGCGUCACAUGUGUGCAAUUAUGUUAUUAUUAUUAUUAUUAACUCAUAAAUGUAUUCAUUAGAAUUUUAAUGUUUUAAAUUUGGAUUAACUAUUAUAUUAUUGUACCAUUAUUACACAUACAAUACUAACUGUAAUUGAAUAAUAGUAUAGUAAUAAUAUUUUCUUUUCAAGGAUUAACGUGAUUUCAGGGAUGCACACAUUAUGUAGUAAUAUAAAUUAAUUAUUAAAAUACUAUUCAUAUCACAAAUAGUAUUUUUUUAAUUUACUCUUUAAAUAAAGUGAAUUCUAUUCAUUCAUUAUAAUUAUACAAUAUAAAUACAUAUAAUUAUAUUAAUAUGCAGUUAUGUAGCACAAUAAUACAAAUAUAAUAGUGAGGGUUCUGGACUGGACGACAAAAGUUACUUAUUAUUUUUUAUAUUAUCCAAUCGGGCAAUUAUUAAUUAAGUCAUGACAAUUAUUAUUAGGACUGAUUAUAUUAAUUUAUUUUUAAAUGAAUUAGAUGGAGGAGGACCGCUAUAUAUUCCUUUUAACAGAAUGGUGUUGACACCAUCAUCGCAUCUCUUCUAACGUGAAGAAGUAACAUUGUGCAUGAGCAGUAAAUACAUUUAUUAAAUACUACAUGUAUUGUGCUUUCCGUGUAUUCUCCAUGUUUCACAGUAAUUCAGUUUUAUUAUGAAACAUGGAGAAUGCACUCACGGAAAGCACAAUAUGUAUUAUUUUAAAAAGUUGGAAAAGGAAGAACCUUUCCAGAGUCCGCGCAGGCCCUCGUUGUGGAAGAUGUGUUUGUAGGCCUGCAUGGUGCCGCUGUAGCGCCGAGCCACGCCGUCCAGGUUCAUCUGAGCUUGGAACCUCACCUUCACCACGUCUGUGGGCUGAGCGAACGACACUGCCAUGGCGCCCGUCGUGCAGCCGGCCAGGAUACGCACCAACACUCCUGGAUCUGCGCAAACAUGUCGCGUCAUUUUUGCGGUUUUUAUACCAGUCAGGGAUUUUGACACAAGGCGGAAGCAGGCAAUCAUUGGAGAGAAAUGUCAUUCUAUAUAACAAGAUCAUUUUUUAGCUUUAUAAUGGCAUGGAGUGCAUGACCACACGGUCAAUUAUUAACAAGAUGUUGCACAACUUGGGCAUCUCUGUGUGGAGUUUGCAUGUUCUCCCCGAGCGUGUGUGGGUUUUCUCCAGGUACUCCGCUUUCCUCCCACAUUCCAAAAACAUGCAUGUUAGGUUAAUUGGAGACUCUAAAUUGUCCAUAGGUAUGAAUGUGAGUGUGAAUGGUUGUUUGUCUAUAUGUGCCCUGCCAUUGGCUGGCGACCAGUCCAGGGUGUACCCCGCCCGUCGCCUGCAGCCAGCUGGGAUAGGCUCCAGCAUACCCCCCCGACCCUAAUGAGGAGAAGCGGCAUAGAAAAUGGAUGGAUGGAUGGAUGUUGCACAACACAGCAGCAACAGAACCAAUGUUGUAAUAGCGGUAAAGCGCAAACUGCUCAGUCAGCAUGAAUAGCGGUGAUGAGUCCAUUGUAAACAACUGUGUGAACAACAUUUUAAAGCUCAUGCAGAGGUAGAUAAAUAAUUUUAAAAGUUUAUUUUGUAAAAGUUAAAAAAAAAAUUUUUUUAACUUAAUACAAAUUGAAGAAAAAAAAAGGUUAAAAAUACACAUUUUUAAAAAAAUUAAUACAAUUGCAUACUUACUGUGGGCUCCUCCGGUGUAGAAGUCCUUGACGUUGUCGUAGAGGCCGAUCCGAACGGAUGCGAAGCACACUUGCCUCUGCAGACCCGCCACCAGGCCGUUGUACAGCGACCUGGGCCCCUCGGUGCGGAUCAUGGUGCUGAUGGUGCCAAACACGCCUCUGUAGCGGAUGUUCUUGGCUGCCUCCACUGCCUUCUCGCCUUGAAUCUGAACUCAAGAGCAGCAUCUUUUAGGACCAAAACGGCAGUGGAGAAAAACACGCACGCUUACCUGCAGUCUGACUUUGGCCGUGUCCAGCGGGAACGUGACGAUGUCGGCAAUGCAAGCCGCCGCUCCAGCGCUCGCCAUCUUCACACCCAAAGGAGGUGGGACGUCUGAGGGUUUGAGACCCACCAUCUUCUCCUAAAUCUGAACGGCAAAUCACUAAAAUGAGGCAGGAAGCAACGUUAAGAUCAGGGGUGUCCAAACUUUUUCCACUGAGGGCCACAUACUGAAAAGCCAAAGGAGGCAGAGGCCAUUUUGAUAUUUUAACUUUUAAUCCCUACAUUAAACGAUUUUGCUCAUUUUUCCAUGUUUGCUUUUUUCUUUUUCUUUUUUAAUUUACAUAUAUUUCAACUUUCUUGGAAAUGUUUUUUUCUCAUAACAUGAUGACUAUUUCCAUAUUUUUGACAUUCUUUGUAUAACGUUUUCCCAAAAUUGCUACUUUAUUCUUUAGUUGAGUUGUAAAAAAAAAAAAAAAAUCUUUAUUUCAACUUUAUGCUUCUAAAGGUAUUUUAUUCCUCAAAAUAAUUGAUUCUUGUAUUUUGUUAUAAGAUUACAACUUUUUCUCCUUAUGGCUUUAUUUCCAGAAUAUUUUGACUUUAUUCACAAAAUGUAGCUUUUUUCAAACCAAAUUUUACAAAAAUUGCAACUUUAUUCCGUUUUGUUUCUCAUAAUACUCCUGACUUUUUUUUUCUUUAAUAUUUGCAAACUUCUAAAAUGAGUUUUCUCCCCUCAGUAUAGUAGAAUUUAUUCUCGUAAAUGUAUGACUUUUUGUCUCAAGAUUACAAUUUUUUUCAUUUAUGACUUUAUCAAAAAUAUUUUUUCUAACCUAUUCUAUUAGUUUUCUAACCUAAUUUUC
Molecule: messenger RNA, 6054 nt
Organism: Dunckerocampus dactyliophorus (ringed pipefish)
Lineage: Eukaryota; Metazoa; Chordata; Actinopteri; Syngnathiformes; Syngnathidae
Gene: elmod2
Product: ELMO/CED-12 domain containing 2
Exons: 7
Coding region: 986-1789 (267 amino acids)
Cellular component (GO): membrane
Molecular function (GO): GTPase activator activity
Source: RefSeq, a predicted model, not a curated record